AUGGCCGAGAAAUCCACCGCCAACGCUCUCGAGACCUGCGAGGGCAACAAUCUCGUCCGCGACACCGCCCGGUUCGAUUUCACCACGCUCUUGUCGCUGAGCACCGCACCGCGAGCCUUCCGCUUCUGGUUAAUCGCCUUCAUCUGCGCUCUCCUCGCCACCCUCAUCACCUUCUACUCCAUCUUCACCCACCUGCGCCGCUGGGUCAGGCCAAGCGAGCAGAAACAUGUCGUCCGCAUCCUCCUCCUCGUGCCUAUCUACGCUUGCAUCAGCUGGGCGGGAUUCUACUGGUACCGCGAUGUCGUGUACUUUGAUGUCAUUGAGCAUGUGUAUGAGGCCGUCGUGAUCUACUCGUUCUUGUCGUUGAUCCUUGUCUACCUCGGCGAGAACAUCAAUGCCCAGCGGCUCCUGCUAAAGGACAAGGCCCAAAUGAAAUAUCCGUUCCCGUUCCGGUUCUGGACGUACGACCCUACCUCAGCGUCGUUUCUGCUUGAUAUCAAGGUCAUGAUCUUGCAGUAUGUCGUCGUCCGCCCGCUCUUGGCUGUCGUCGCUGUUGUGCUGCAGAGCCACCACAAGUUCUGUAUGGAGAGCAUGGCGCCUACGUACGGCCACUUUUCCUUCGUCGUCAUCAACUUCAUCUCAGUAACCUUUGCUCUGUUUGGGUUGUUGACGCUGUACAUGACUGUGCGUCACGAUGUUGCUCAUCGCAAGGUCACAGCAAAGUUUCUCGCAAUCAAAGCUGUCAUCUUUCUCACCUUCCUCCAACAAACCGUUCUCUCCCUGCUAGCACACAAGGACGUGAUCCCCGCCCUUGUCUACUGGACACCCUUCAACAUCGCAAGCGGAAGCAACGCCUUCCUCGUCUGCGUCGAAAUGGCCCUCGCAAGUAUUGUCCAUUUCAAGGUCUUCUCUGUCAAGGAGUACGACAACGAGAAUCUUGGCCUCACCGUGGCUGGGGUCCCGGAUGCGGAGAGGGCGACCUGGCCGGAGACGCAGCAUCGCAUUGGAGCAUUUACGGCUCUUGGGCAGGCGCUCAACCCUAUGGAUAUCCUCAGGGAUGUAUGGAGCGCGAUGAAGUAUAUGGGGUUGUGGAUGAAGCAUGGGCUGAAGCCGGAGCAUUGGGAGAAGUGA
This is a messenger RNA of Fimicolochytrium jonesii, 1131 nucleotides long. RefSeq names its product organic solute transporter Ostalpha-domain-containing protein. Lineage: Eukaryota; Fungi; Chytridiomycota; Chytridiomycetes; Spizellomycetales; Powellomycetaceae. The transcript is spliced from 2 exons. Bases 1 to 1131 code for a protein of 376 amino acids. The record is from RefSeq and is a predicted model, not a curated record. Gene Ontology annotation, biological process: transport. Gene Ontology annotation, molecular function: transporter activity.